Molecule: messenger RNA, 1685 nt
Organism: Sardina pilchardus (European sardine)
Lineage: Eukaryota; Metazoa; Chordata; Actinopteri; Clupeiformes; Clupeidae
Product: AP-1 complex subunit sigma-2
Exons: 6
Coding region: 115-585 (156 amino acids)
Biological process (GO): intracellular protein transport; vesicle-mediated transport
Cellular component (GO): intracellular membrane-bounded organelle; AP-1 adaptor complex; membrane coat
Molecular function (GO): clathrin-cargo adaptor activity
Source: RefSeq, a predicted model, not a curated record
CCGAAGGAAACCCUGAGACAGGAAUACACCGAAUACAAGAACUCAGAAAUCAGCGUGAGCACCACGUUGGGUAUGCGCUCUUAAUUUACCUGGGAAGACUGUCGUUAAAGGUCCAUGAUGCAGUUCAUGCUGCUGUUCAGUCGACAGGGCAAGCUGAGGCUGCAGAAGUGGUAUGUGCCCCUGUCUGACAAGGAGAAGAAGAAGAUCACCCGGGAGCUGGUGCAGACCGUGCUGGCGCGCAAGCCCAAGAUGUGCAGCUUCCUGGAAUGGCGAGACCUCAAGAUUGUUUACAAAAGAUAUGCCAGCCUGUAUUUCUGCUGUGCCAUAGAGGACCAGGACAACGAGCUGAUCACCCUGGAAAUUAUCCAUCGAUAUGUGGAGCUGCUGGAUAAGUAUUUUGGCAGUGUGUGUGAGCUAGACAUCAUCUUUAACUUUGAGAAAGCCUACUUCAUCCUGGACGAGUUCCUGCUGGGAGGCGAGGCUCAGGAGACCUCCAAGAAGAACGUCCUGAAGGCCAUAGAGCAAGCAGACCUGCUGCAGGAGAAUCUAGAUUUUCAGAUUCGACUCUUUCCAGCCACGACAUGAGUACUUUAAUGUGCCUGUGUAUUAAAUGCCUGCUGUUGCUGCCCCCCACCACUGCUGCUGUUGCUGCUGCUGCUGUUACUACCGCCGCCGCCACCGCUGCUGCCGCAGCCAGCUGUCCAUCCUGCAUGCCGAGCCACUUCUCAUGCCCUGCCCACAGCGUCCACCACUCAGCGCCCAGUUGUGCCUCCUCCUCUUCCUCCUCCUCUCCUUCUCCUCCUCCUCCUCCUCCUCCACCUCCUCCCUCUCCAUCCUCACGGCCCCCUGUUGGCGGGAACGUGUCGGGGGGGAUCACUCAUGUCACCGGGCCCUCUGGGGCUGAUCCAUCUCCAUAUAUACUCAUGAACACACACGCAAACACAUGUCAUCUGUAAUGAUCAUGUAUGGUUUUACUGUUUCAUUUGCCAUUCUCAUGUAUUCACGAUGUCUCAUUCUCAGACCGAUCAGGAAAGGUUUUGAUUCUAUGCAUAUACACAUGGUACUGUGAAAGAAGCCAUGCUUUUGUAUUGUGAUGUUUUUACAUACAGUAUAAGGUCUAUAUGGGCUAGGGCUAGGGCUUGUGUAAGAUAAACUCAAAGUAAAGGUCAGUGUUACAGAAAUAAAAGCAUAGGUUAGGAAUUUUACUACUGUGAUGGUUUUACAAUGCAUACAAUCUGUAGGCAAAAUCCAGGAAACUGUUUUCUUAGGUACAAUUAGAUUACAGUUUAUACUACUCAGCAAUGAAAUGUAUUUGUUCAAGAUAAAAAGAAACACUACCUAUAUGCAGACCUCCCACAGUGCAUAAUGCAUAUGCCAGAAUAGUGGUGAGGUUGUUAGUCUAUAUUUACUGUAUCUGUAUAGAAAAGACAAAAUUCAAGAGGAUUCCAAAAGUACUGUAAGUAUAUUUGUAAUCAUAGGUUAACUCUAAGUGGCUUUAAUGCUGUCACUAGCCUACUAGUUCUAGGUAGCACCUAUGCAUAACAUUCUGUAAAUGUAUAAGUGUGAGAAAAAUUAUUAACUUCAAAUUUUGUGAAUUUUGCACGUUUGAUCAAUAGUUAGAUUAUUUAUUAUUGUGUGUUUGUUAAAAUGAAUAAAAUUGGGUCAACAAAGUAGACCCAAAAGUA